This is a messenger RNA of Paramecium primaurelia, 1642 nucleotides long. Lineage: Eukaryota; Ciliophora; Oligohymenophorea; Peniculida; Parameciidae. The record is from the annotation of a GenBank genome assembly.
AUGUAAUAUUAAUAGCAACGCAUUUCAACUAUUUAAGAGUAUAAAUAUGCUUCACAAACUAAAAGUGCAAGAUCAAAUACUCCUAAAACUCGUGAUAGUCGUUAUGAAUUCUCUUAAGAUUCAAUAAGAACUUCUAAUGAAUAUAGAUCAUCUAAAUUAACUCCUGAAAUUAAUCAAUUUUUAAUGGCUUGUGAAAUUGAAAGACUUUCUGCUGAAAAUGAUAAACUAAAAUUUAGAAUCAAAGAAAUGUAAGACAAUACAUAAGAUAAGCAUAAUUUAGUACAAUAAAUCAUGGAUUUAACUAAUAGAUUAAAUGACAUGUCUAAUAUUAUAGAAAUCUAUAAACAUGAGAAAUCUGAAUUAAUAAUACAAACUACAACUUUAUAAAAGGAAAUUUAGAAUUAAAAAUAAUAACAAACAGAUUUUUAUGAAAGUAGAAUUUCUAAUCUCUUAAAUGAAGUUGACAAUCUCACAUCCUAAUUAAGAGAAUUUGAAACUUUUAAGAUUAAUGAAAUGCAAAUAUUAAGAAAUGAAUUAGAAUUUGCUAUGAAAACUGAAAUUGUAAAUAAUAAUCAAUAGUAUAUAUUAGGAAAGAACAACAAAGAAACAAGAACUAAAUUCUUAAUUUUAGAGAGAAUUUCUAGAAGGAGAAUUAAAAAAGUGGAAAGAAUUGUGUAAUUAAAAAUAAAAAGAAAAUGAUGAUCUUAAAAAUGUAAUAUUGUAGAAAGAAUUAAAUAAAUAAAAAGAAUUAGAAAAUUAAUUAUUAUCAUAUAAAAAUGAAACAGAAAGAUUAAAUAAAUUAUAGAUCACAAAAUAAGAGGAAGUAGAAAUUUGGAAAUAAAAGUAUUUAAAAAUUUAAUUCAUUAAUAAUGAUUACUAAAAAUUGUAAAUUGAAAAUCAAUAAUAUAUUGAUAAAUUUUCAGCUCAAGAAGAUAGGAUUACUCUUCUUACUAGUUAAUUAAAUUAAUACCGAUAAUAAAUUGAUAAUGCAAAUGCUCGUAAUCUGUUGACUUUUAUUCUUAGUCACUUAAGCUGAAAAAAAUAAAACGAGUUAAAUAUUUGCUUAAUUAACCGAGAUGGACAAAAAGAAAUCUGAAUUUGAAAACAGAUACAAAAAUCUUUUGUUUGAAGUUGAUAAAUUAAAUGAAAUUAAUAAAUCUAAGGAAUAAUUAUUUAUAAGUUAAAAUAUCAAGUAAUUAUAUCAAUUAUUUAUACUAGGAUAGAAGAAUUUCAACAUUCUCUUAUUUAGUAUCGUUCAUUAAAUGAAGAAAAAACAUAAGAAGUAGAAAAUCUACGUAAAUUUAUAAUUUAAUUAUAAUAAUAAAUAGUAAAAUUAGAAGAAUAAAUUGAUUAACUUAAAAGAUUCUAAGAAAAUGUAAAUAAUUCUUAUGAAUUUUAGUGUCGAGUCUUGUCUAUUGAAAUUGAUAGACUAAAUGAAGAAAAUAAAGAAUAAGAUUUAGAAUUGAGAUAAUGGAGAAUGUAGUAUGCUGAUCAAGGAUUUUUCAUAAAGUAGCUUUAGGAUUAACUUUGUAUGAUUGUAGUGCUUAUAAGUGAAAUUGAGAGUUUGAGAUCAAGAUUAUUAGAAAAAGAUUUGGAAGUAGAAGAAGCUAGGAGAUCUAGUCUUGCUCCUUAUAAAAUAUGA